AUGGCUACCCAUAGCGACUAUUCUGACGAUGAUUCCCAACCGGGCUCCCCGGUACUGGGCAAUGCCAACAACGCGGACGAUAUCGAGGACCAGGAAGCCCUCGAUCAAGACAAUGAGCAUGACAGUCAGUCUCUCAAAUCAGCCUUGAAGACGCGAACUUCAUUGCCUCCGAUGGUUUCGGAGAAGAAACCUGAGCUUCCAGAACAGCCGGAUCCGCAGACUCUGGACCUGUCCACCCUAACGCCACUGACACCAGAAAUCAUUGCACGGCAAGCGACGAUCAACAUUGGCACCAUUGGACACGUCGCACACGGCAAAUCGACGGUGGUGAAGGCUAUCUCUGGUGUACAAACGGUCAGAUUCAAGAAUGAACAGGAGAGAAAUAUCACCAUCAAGCUGGGUUAUGCCAAUGCCAAGGUCUACAAAUGUGACAAUGAAGAGUGUCCCCGCCCUGGUUGCUAUAGGAGUUUCAAGAGUGAGAAAGAGGUAGACCCUCCAUGCGCAAGAGAUGGAUGCACAGGCAGAUAUCGUCUUCUCAGACAUGUUUCCUUUGUCGAUUGCCCCGGACACGACAUCCUCAUGAGCACUAUGCUUUCAGGAGCAGCUGUCAUGGACGCAGCACUCCUCCUAAUUGCUGGCAACGAAACCUGUCCUCAACCACAAACAUCGGAACAUCUGGCUGCAAUUGAAAUCAUGAAACUGAACCGCAUCAUCAUUCUCCAAAACAAAGUCGACCUCAUGCGCGAAGACGGUGCCCUACAACACUACCAGUCGAUACUAAAAUUCAUCCGCGGCACCGUCGCGGACGGAUCGCCUAUCAUCCCCAUCUCAGCCCAGUUGAAAUACAACAUCGAUGCCGUCAACGAGUAUCUCGUGUCGCACAUCCCCGUGCCAGUCCGUGACUUCCAAGCGGCCCCGCACAUGAUCAUCAUCCGAUCGUUCGACGUCAACAAGCCCGGCGCGGAGAUCGAGGACCUCCGAGGUGGCGUCGCGGGUGGCAGUAUCCUUACUGGUGUGCUCAAACUAGGUGAUGAGAUCGAAAUCCGGCCGGGGAUCGUCACCAAAGACGAACAGGGCAAGAUCCAAUGCCGACCCAUCUUUAGCCGCGUCAUCUCUCUCCUCGCCGAGCAGAAUGAUCUGAAAUUCGCCGUGCCCGGCGGCCUCAUCGGUGUCGGAACCCGUGUCGAUCCAACGCUCUGCCGGGCUGAUCGUCUACUAGGUUUCGUCCUGGGCCAUCGCGGCCGUCUGCCAGCCAUCUACACGGAAAUCGAAGUUAACUACUUCCUCCUCAGACGAUUGCUGGGUGUCAAGACCGCAGACGGGAAACAGGCGAAGGUAUCCAAGCUGGCAAAGAAUGAGGUGCUAAUGGUUAACAUUGGCUCGACGGCUACGGGUGCGAAGGUGAUGGGCGUCAAGGCUGAUGCCGCCAAAUUGAGCUUAACGAGUCCUGCAUGCACCGAGGUUGGGGAGAAAAUUGCGCUGAGUCGACGGAUUGAUAAGCAUUGGCGUUUGAUUGGGUGGGCGAAUAUUGUAGCUGGAAACACGCUUGAACCAAUCAUUGACUGAGAGUUGAUCUCUUCUCGUCAUUUCACUUCCCUCUCGAUCCCCGGCCCCCUAGUCUAUCUCAUCAUGUCCAACCAGCGACCGCUACACCUUGAUAUGGUCAUACAAAAACGCGAGGGAAAAUCCGGGGCUCUAAUUUCGCUAGGGGCAGAAGAGGUUAUCCAAAAAAAAAUAAUGUGGCUGGUACAGAGAGAAGAAAAGGCAGAUCAAUUAAUUCAAGUGGGUAGGGAAAUGUGAAGGAGAGGGAUAAGAAGAAGGAGAAUAUGCGAAAAAUGAACAAUUCUUAAGGAUCUUACUACCAAGGCAUUGAAAUGAAAAAUAAGAAUAACUAGUGGGAUAUAUAGAAAAAAGCAAAAGAAACAAACGAAACUGAUACCAAUUCUCUGUAAC
This is a messenger RNA of Histoplasma capsulatum G186AR, 1953 nucleotides long. RefSeq names its product eukaryotic translation initiation factor 2 gamma subunit. Gene Ontology annotation, cellular component: cytosol; eukaryotic translation initiation factor 2 complex. Gene Ontology annotation, molecular function: translation initiation factor activity; GTP binding; GTPase activity. The transcript is spliced from 3 exons. NCBI's taxonomy places the organism in Eukaryota, Fungi, Ascomycota, Eurotiomycetes, Onygenales, Ajellomycetaceae. The coding region runs from base 1 to 1566 and encodes 521 amino acids. Gene Ontology annotation, biological process: positive regulation of translational fidelity; formation of translation preinitiation complex. The record is from RefSeq and is a predicted model, not a curated record.